Molecule: messenger RNA, 2445 nt
Organism: Cryphonectria parasitica EP155
Lineage: Eukaryota; Fungi; Ascomycota; Sordariomycetes; Diaporthales; Cryphonectriaceae
Exons: 5
Coding region: 166-1182 (338 amino acids)
Biological process (GO): cytoskeleton-dependent cytokinesis
Cellular component (GO): cell division site; septin ring; septin complex
Molecular function (GO): GTPase activity; molecular adaptor activity; GTP binding
Source: RefSeq, a predicted model, not a curated record
CACACUUCUCCCACCUUCACUCGUUCUUCGCACCCAUUUUCCCCCUUCUUCCAUUCCAUGAUUUCCAACUCACAGGUCUCAACAACCCGAGCACCACACUCUCUUCAUCAUUUAUUUGAUUUGCCUUCCUUUUACGUUCAAUUCUAGCCUUUUCUGUAUACGACCAUGGCGACCGUUGCUCCCGCGACCGUUUACCCCCAGAGCCACGUCGGUUUCGACAGCAUCACCAGCCAGAUCGAGCGCAAGCUCUUGAAGCGUGGUUUCCAGUUCAAUGUAAUCUGCGUCGGCCAGACUGGUCUCGGAAAGUCGACCCUCAUCAACACCAUCUUCGCGUCCCACCUCAUCGAGUCCAAGGGUCGUCUCGUGCCUGACGAGGUCAUCCGCUCCACCACUGAGAUUCACCCCGUUUCCCACAUUAUCGAGGAGAAUGGCGUCCGCCUCAGGCUCAACAUUGUCGACACCCCUGGCUACGGUGAUCUGAUCAACAACGACCGCUGCUGGGACCCUAUUGUCAAGUACAUCAAGGACCAACACUCCGCCUACCUGCGAAAGGAGCUCACUGCCGCCCGUGACAAGUACAUUCAGGACACCCGCAUCCACUGCUGCCUGUUUUUCAUCCAGCCCACCGGCCACUCCCUGAAGCCCAUCGACAUUGUGGUGCUCAAGAAGCUGUCGGAUGUGGUCAACGUCGUGCCUGUCAUCGCCAAGGCCGACACCCUGACCAUGGAUGAGCGCCAGGCCUUCAAGGAGCGCAUCAAGGAGGAGUUCGCGUUCCACAACCUGAAGAUGUUCCCUUAUGACAACGACGAGUUUGACGAGGAGGAGCGUGCCCUGAACAACCAGAUCAAGAACCUUGUCCCCUUCGCCGUCGUCGGGUCCGAGAAGUCGAUCAUUGUGAACGGCAAGCAGGUCCGGGGUCGUCAGAACCGGUGGGGUGUGAUCAAUGUUGAGGACGAGAACCACUGCGAGUUCGUCUACCUGCGCAACUUCCUGCUCCGAACACAUCUGCAGGACCUCAUCGAGACAACGUCCCAGAACCACUACGAGGGCUUCCGUUCUAAGCAGCUGCUGGCACUGAAGGAGGGCAGCGCACAGGGCCACAGCAGCAGCAGACCGAUCAGCCCUGCCGCGGAACGCGAGAUGAGCCGAAGCUCUCAGCGUAUGACUAUGAACGGCUACUAGGAGGAGCCAUUCAGGAAGCGCACGAUCGACGAGAACGUAAAGGCGACCUUUGCUGGCCUGUGAAGACUGGAAACUGGGUUGACGCAAAUGCGCGCACGCAAGCGGCAGACAGACAGGCCUCUCUCUUCUGUUUGUGAUGAUGCAGACGCGGUGGUGCCUCUGGUCUAACUCCUUUCUGUCUUGACCCUCCUGCGUCAAGAAAAGGUGGUUUCGCGCACAUGGGACCAACGUAUUUCCCACGGACUGGACUAUUACGCUUAUUCUCUUUUAGUAUUCUCGGGUCUUUCUUUUCUAUCUUUUCUUCCCAUUCUUAAUCUUCAGCCCUUCGGCACUCUAAUUAGAGUCUAGUCUUGAUACCUGCCGGAAUACAUAUGAAAUUGAUCACCGAACCAGUCUUCAAACUGUGGUGUAUAACCGUAAAUGGUGAUGUUCAUCUGGGUAUCAUCCGAGGUCAUCAAUUUUCUUUGUUCCCUAAAUAAUUGAUACCUCCAUAACAAGUCCUUCCGCGAUUUUGGGAACCAUUUUAUGCGUCCGCUGGCUUGUUGUACACGAAAUCUUCCAGCUGCUUGUAUGCCUUAUCGAGGUCGUCGUUCACAAUAAUGAGAUCGUGAGCACCAGGCGUCUUCGAAUACUCGAGCUCGAGCUUGGCCUGCUUCAACCUCUUCAGCACACUGUCCUCCUUCUCGGUGCCCCUCCCCCUGAGCCUCCUCUCCAGCUCCUCCUCGCUCGGCGGCGCGACAAAGACAUACCGCGCCUCCAUGCCGCUCUGCUUGAUCUGUUUCACGCCUUCCAUCUCGAUGUCCAGCACGACCACCUUGCCCCGCCCGCUCAGCUCGGCGAUGGCUCCCUUGGAGGUGCCGUAGCGGUUCCCGCCGAACUGGGCGUGCUCGACGAAGCCGUCCUGGGCGAUCAGGUCUUCGAACUCGGGGCGCGUGACAAAGUAGUAGUGCACGCCGUGUUCCUCGCCCUCGCGCGGUGCGCGGGUGGUGUGGCUGACGGACAGGGUGAAGGUGUCUGGGUGGCGCUCGCGUAGGAGGUUGAAGAGUGUGCCCUUGCCGACGCCGCUGGGGCCGGAGAUGACGAGGGGACGGCGGUCGGUGGGAAGAUCGGGGGCCAUUGUGGUGGUGGUUGUUGUGGUGAGGAGGCGGAGGCGGUUGAGGGCGGUUGGCAGGUUGGUAGGAUCAGCAGUGGUGGGACGGCGGUAAAUGGCUGGUGCUCGAGCUGCUCUGAGAAGUGGCCGGGCCAGCAGGAGGAUAGUCAUGG